AUGAGAAAUAGAAAUGAAAUAGCAGAACUUCUUAUUUCACAUGGCAUAAAUAUCAAUGAAAAAGAUGAAGAUGGAAAAACCGCUCUUCAUUAUGCAGCAUAUAAUAAUAGUGAAGAAACAGUCGAACUCCUUAUUUCACGUGGUGCGAAUAUCAAUGAAAAAGAUGAAAGAGGAAGAACAGCUCUUCAUGUUGCAGCACGUUAUAAUAAUAAAAAACCAGCCAAAGUUCUUAUUUCACAUGGUGCAAAUAUCAAUGAAAAAGAUGAAGAUGGACAAACCGCUCUUCAUCAAGCAGCAUCUAAAAAUAGUACAGAAACAGCCGAACUUCUUAUUUCACAUGGUGCGAAUAUCAAUGAAAAAGAUGAAAGAGGAAGAACAGCUCUUCAUUAUGCAGCAGAAAAUAAUAGUGAAGAAACAGCCGAAUUCCUUAUUUCACAUGGCGCAAAUAUCAAUGAAAUAAAUAAAGAUGGACAAACCGCUCUUCAUCAAGCAGCAUCUAAAAAUAGUACAGAAACAGCCGAACUUCUUAUUUCACAUGGUGCGAAUAUCAAUGAAAAAGAUGAAAGAGGAAGAACAGCUCUUCAUUAUGCAGCAGAAAAUAAUAGUGAAGAAACAGCCGAAUUCCUUAUUUCACAUGGUGCAAAUAUCAAUGAAAAAGAUGAAGAUGGACAAACCGCUCUUCAUAUUGCAGCAGAAAAUAAUAGUGAAGAAGCAGCCGAACUCCUUAUUUCACAUGGUGCAAAUAUCAAUGAAAAAGAUGAAAGAGGAAAAUAA
Molecule: messenger RNA, 774 nt
Organism: Trichomonas vaginalis G3
Lineage: Eukaryota; Parabasalia; Trichomonadida; Trichomonadidae
Product: myotrophin family
Exons: 1
Coding region: 1-774 (257 amino acids)
Cellular component (GO): nucleus; cytoplasm
Molecular function (GO): protein binding
Source: RefSeq, a predicted model, not a curated record